Messenger RNA from Thrips palmi, 1828 nucleotides. Its product is annotated as gastrula zinc finger protein XlCGF17.1-like. Gene Ontology annotation, biological process: regulation of transcription by RNA polymerase II. The record is from RefSeq and is a predicted model, not a curated record. Gene Ontology annotation, molecular function: DNA-binding transcription factor activity; RNA polymerase II cis-regulatory region sequence-specific DNA binding. NCBI's taxonomy places the organism in Eukaryota, Metazoa, Arthropoda, Insecta, Thysanoptera, Thripidae. The coding region runs from base 407 to 1378 and encodes 323 amino acids. The transcript is spliced from 3 exons.
GGGAUUGCCGAGGGUCUCAAGUGGCUGUCGUGGUGGCCUGCGUAACAGUGGACCUCGAGGCUGUCUUCGCGAGGGAGGCAGGACUCCACGGAUACAUCUGCGAUGUCAGUGGCACUCCUGCAAGUACUGCGAGUCCCUUGAUACCCACUAGUGAGGUCCCGCCAUCCUCAGUGGCAGCGGGUGCCUUUCUCAAAGGCGCGAAGCCUACGAUCUCCGACGUUGACGUCGCUGUCCCGGAGCAACGUUUGCAGUCCGACGUGCACUGAGUUUCGAGCCGGUUCCCCCAAGGCGUGUCCGCUGCAACUUGCCGUCGUUCUCGCAGUGAGGGGGUUCCCGUCGUUCAACCAGUGUGCCGGCGAUCUGUACGAAACGGAACGGAGGGGAAUUCAUCAUUCCCAAAAUCAAAAUGGGUCACGACUGUCCAGUGUGCGGUAAAAAAAAUAAGUCCGUGUCAAAGCUGACGGUACAUCUCCGGACCCACACGGGACAGAAGCCUUUUGAGUGCACGGUUUGCAACAAGAGGUUCAGCCAACGUGGCCACCUAAAAACGCACCUCCAGAUCCAUACAGGAGAGAAGCUCUUUGAGUGCAUGGUUUGCAACAAGAAGUUCGCCGAAGGUGGCCACCUGAGAAAGCAUCUACGGACCCACACAGGAGAGAAACCAUUUGAGUGCACAGUUUGCAACAAGAAGUUCGCCGAAGGUGGCCACCUCAGAAUGCACCUACGGACUCACACAGGAGAGAAACGAUUUGAAUGUACGGUUUGUAACAAGAAAUUUAUUCAGAACAGCGAUCUUCAAAGACACCUCCGGACCCACACAGGCGAGAAGUUUUUUGAGUGCACGAUUUGCAACAAGAAGUUCAGCCGGGGCGAAAACCUCAGAGUGCACCUUCGGACUCACACAGGAGAGAAGACAUUUGAGUGCACGGUCUGCAACCAGAAGUUCAUCCAUGGUGGCAACCUCAGAGUGCACCUCCGAACCCACACAGGCGACCAGCCCUUUGAGUGCACGGUAUGCAACAAGAAGUUUAGCCAAAGUACACACCUCACAAGACACCUCCGAACCCACACAGGUGACCAGCCCUUUGAGUGCACGGUAUGCAACAAGAAGUUUAGCCAAAGUGGACACCUCACAACACACCUCCGAACCCACACAGACGACAAGCCUUUUGAGUGCACUGUUUGCAACAAGAAGUUUAACCAUGGUGGGCAGCUCAGAACGCAUCUGAGGACCCACACAGGAGACAAGCCCUUCGAGUGCAUGGUUUGCAGCAAGAUGUUCAGGCAAAGCUCUCAUCUGAGAACGCAUUCGCGAACCCACAUGAGAAAGGCUUUGAAUGUCGAGUUUGCAGAUGGAAUAAGAGAGCAGUCUCACUAGUCUCAACUGCGCAUUCUCUUUGAGGAAUAAGAUACUUUUCCGUUACGUUGCAGAUAAUUGUAACCGAAUGAAUGUUGGUUGUGUGUGUUGGAUAGAUUCUCGGGGAAAUCUUCUGUUAGCGGAAGUGUUGUAUGGAGGUCUGCUUUCGGCUGUUGACUUCAGGGCAAAGUAGCUCUUAGACCCAUUUUAGAAUAUUAUAUUGUUUCCUGGAAUUUGAUGAUAGCAUUCCCUCUCUGACAUUAGACUCGAAUAUGUGUCCUUAGCACGCUUCUGUUGAUCCUUUGAAAAUAGAAUUGAUUCAACUUUGUUAACAAUAUAUCAGUGUAGUAUCAGUUUCACUUAGUUCCACGUUUCAUGAUAUAUUACUUGCCUUCAAAGUGAGUAGAGACUUCAAAAGCCGCUUGUACUGUUUUGACCGCUCUAUUGAAUAAAAAAGUUAUCAAUUAUUGA